Molecule: messenger RNA, 1057 nt
Organism: Teleopsis dalmanni
Lineage: Eukaryota; Metazoa; Arthropoda; Insecta; Diptera; Diopsidae
Exons: 4
Coding region: 14-988 (324 amino acids)
Biological process (GO): nucleosome assembly
Cellular component (GO): nucleosome
Molecular function (GO): protein heterodimerization activity; structural constituent of chromatin; DNA binding
Source: RefSeq, a predicted model, not a curated record
UUAUAACCUCAAAAUGACUGGUCGUGGUAAAGGUGGUAAAGGUUUGGGAAAAGGUGGUGCUAAGCGUCAUCGCAAAGUUCUUCGUGAUAACAUCCAAGGUAUCACGAAACCAGCUAUAAGACGUUUGGCUCGCCGUGGUGGAGUUAAGCGUAUUUCUGGUUUGAUUUACGAAGAAACUCGUGGUGUAUUGAAGGUAUUUCUGGAAAAUGUGAUCCGUGAUGCAGUUACAUAUACAGAACAUGCCAAAAGGAAGACUGUUACAGCCAUGGAUGUUGUAUAUGCUUUGAAGAGACAAGGUCGCACCCUCUACGGUUUCGGAGGCAAAAGUACAGCUUGGAUGUUUGGUAAUACACCACCUUGUGCGAUUGUGACACCAGACAACAAUUUGUUUAAUUCUUCAUCAUUACGGAUGGCCAAUUUAUUGAAGCAAGUUCAUCCUGAUACUGGUAUUUCAUCCAAGGCUAUGAGCAUCAUGAACAGCUUUGUGAAUGAUAUAUUCGAACGCAUUGCUGCUGAAGCUUCACGUUUGGCCCACUAUAACAAACGAUCCACAAUUACUAGUCGGGAAAUUCAAACUGCAGUUCGCCUUUUACUUCCUGGUGAAUUGGCUAAGCACGCAGUUAGUGAAGGUACUAAAGCUGUCACUAAGUAUACCAGUUCCAAUUAUAACCUCAAAAUGACUGGUCGUGGUAAAGGUGGUAAAGGUUUGGGAAAAGGUGGUGCUAAGCGUCAUCGCAAAGUUCUUCGUGAUAACAUCCAAGGUAUCACGAAACCAGCUAUAAGACGUUUGGCUCGCCGUGGUGGAGUUAAGCGUAUUUCUGGUUUGAUUUACGAAGAAACUCGUGGUGUAUUGAAGGUAUUUCUGGAAAAUGUGAUCCGUGAUGCAGUUACAUAUACAGAACAUGCCAAAAGGAAGACUGUUACAGCCAUGGAUGUUGUAUAUGCUUUGAAGAGACAAGGUCGCACCCUCUACGGUUUCGGAGGUUAAAUAAAUAAUAUUAGUUUAAAAAUGCAAUACUAUUAACACUAUAUUGCCCAAUGGUCCUUUUCAGGACCC